UCAAUGAACACACUCGUCACUCGACGAGUUUCAUGUCUUUACGACGGAUACUUAAAUGUGUGUUAGGUAUUAUUGUUGCACUCUAAGCAGUCAUUGUAGCAGCUAGAUGAGCGAGAACCAAAAGGGUCUGUGCCAUAAACCGUUAUUUCUGUACGGCGUUGCUAAUGUGUCGUUACUGUUGUUAUUUCUCCCUCUGCUCGCCCUGUAAAUGCCCUACGUCGCUGGAUAGCGAAGGUGUUUUCUGCAUCUCGCUCCUUUUUCUUGUAUGUUCUCCGUUUGUUGCCUUCCUCGCAUUCAAACCAAUUCGAGCCGACGUCCGCUACAUGUCCAAAAUGGUGGUCGCGUUUACAAAGGUCACGUGACUGAAAAGGGUCUAUACUGGUCAACCAGUGUUUAACAUCAUUAAGAAUUAUUCCAACUCAGUUCAAAACAUUAUUUUCAGGUCUUACCCCAUGGAUGAAAACAGGUUUUAUCUGCGUUUGGAUCAGACAACGCACGAGGUAGCAACCGUAAACAUGGCCACAAAACAGGAAGUUACGACCAGACGUAACCUAUGACGUUGAUCACUUGGGGCGCACAAGAUGCACUAAUUGGCUAUUUGGGAAGCUCGUUCUACAUAGCCUUCUGCAGCAACUCCUUUUUUUUAUUUCUCCUUUUCUCCAUUUUAAACACUUUUCAAUAGUUUUUAGUGCAUAUAAUCAAUUUCAAUGAAUUAUUUAUAAAGCAUCUAUUUAUUUCAAAAUAAAAUGAGUUGCUUCUAGAAUUUUAAUGACUGAUCAAUUACUUUCAAUGAAUUGUUUUUUUUUCACAAAUAAAAUGGAUUAUUUUAAGAGGAUAGUCUUAAAAUUAUGACGCUUUACAGCCUGGGCUACACACAGUCGUUGGUUUGUCUGAUUGUCUGGGCUGCAGUGGACUGGUCACUGACCCCGUGCUGCAAACACCAGUCUAAGAGAACACAUUAUCAACCGAUCUGCUCAUCAGAAAUAGAAGAAAUAUUUACACUUACCCGAGCUGAUCUUUGCUGGAUCGAGUCGAAGUUAAAAAAAAGGCACCGUUCAUCAUCAGUGUCCCAGUUCUCAAGAUUGAACCGAAUCGCUGUCCUGAAAUUGAAUCACUGUCCUGAAAUUGAAUCGCUGUCCUGAAAUUGAAUCGCUGUCCUGAAAUUGAAUCGCUGUCCUGAAAUUGAAUCGCUGUCCUGAAUCAUCCGAAGCACAUAAAAUCCACGUGUCACAUCGCAACAAGUUUUCCCUCCAAAUAGCCCAAACUAUGUCUGACAGAGUUUAUCCUGUAAACGGGGGGCUUUCCCACCGUGAAGGAGAAACCAACUGCAACCAAAAGAAUGAAAGUGUUUGUCAUGCUGUUACCAUGCCUGUGUCCAAAAUCACUCACUCAUUCGCUACUCCCUACUCACUACAGAGGGAAUUACUGCAUAGAGGACUGUAUAGUGAGCUCAUUGGUAAAAUGCAAAAACGCUUUCGGACACUAGUCCAUCGCGCUGGUAUUUACAUCAUUACUCUCGCACAAUUAAAAUGUGUCAGAUCAGUCGGCUGGUGGGUUUUCAAAAUAAAAAAUACAUGCAUGUACUUUUGUGAUACAUCCAGAUUAAACUGAGCAUAUUUCCCACGUUAAUCAAUACAGAGUACUUUGUGUCUGCUGCAUCUUUCAGUUCUUUGAAAUCAAGGCUGAAUACUUUCUUCUUCACUGUUGCCUUUUAUUAAAUCAAAUUUAAGACUGUGGCGGUGGGGGCGUGGUCAAGCGUCGGUCUGUGACCGGAGGGCGGAGUCAGGGAAGGUAAGUGGCAGAAUCACUACACCUGAUGUGAAUUAACCUGUGUUUGUGUGUCUUCCCAGCAGCCGCGCCCUAUUUAAGGAAGAGAGCGAGAGCAGAGCGGGCUCUCUCCCGACCAGAACACAUGUGUGUGGGGUGUGUAUAUAUGAAUAAAUGUAGAGAAGCUGAAAAGCUGACAAUAAAGGAGUCAUUGAGAACUCAGUACUGUCCUGCCAUGCUUCUGUGCUUCACCCACCUAGAAAGCUUGCUACAGUGGUGCUGAGACCCGGGAUUGGAACACCGAAGCAGAACAGCCCCAUGGAGUCCUCCCCUUUCACCGAGCUGGUCCACGCCCUCGCCACGGCCCAGCAAAGCCAGCACCAGGUACUAGUCACCCUCCGGAAGGAACAGGAACAGCAGUUCGAGGGCCUGGUGCUGGCUCAGUAGGAAGAAUGACAGGCAUUCCGCCACCUCCUUGCAUCGGCAGGGUCCACCGCCGCGGGGCCGUCCCCCUUCACCCUGACAAAGAUGGGCCCGCAGGACGACCCCGAGGCCUUCCUCACAUUCUUUGAGCAGGUGGCAGAGACCUCGGGGUGUCCGAUGAAACAGCGCGCGGCGCGCCUCCUCCCCCUGCUAACGGGAGAGGAGCAGCUGGCUGUGCUACAGCUCCCCGCCAACCGCCGGCUGGCCUACGUGUACCUUCACAGGGCCAUCCUCCAGCGUGUGGGGCACACCCCCGAGCAACAACGGCAGCGCUUCCGCGCUUUGCGCUUGGAGGAAGUUGGUCGGCCGUUCACGUUUGGCCAGCAAGUCCGGGAUGCCUGCGGGCGGUGGUUGAGGGCCGACAACCGCGACACCGAGGUGAUCAUCGACCAGGUGGCGCUGGAGCAGUUCAUCGUGCGUCUACCAGCCGGAGGUGCAGAGUGGGUCCAGUGCCACCGACCGGCGUCGCUGGAUCAGGCAUUCGAGCUGGCGGAGGACCAUUUGGCGGCUGUCCCGAUGACGGACGUGUCGGACAGAGGGCUGGGGGCUGUUUUGUCCCAGGAGGUGGAGGGAGAGGAUCGCCCAGUGCUGUAUAUAAGUCAGAAGCUGUCAGUGCAUGAGGGGCGCUACCGCACCAUAGAGAAGGAGUGCCUGGCCAUCAAGUGGACAGUCCUCGCCCUCCGUUACUACCUGCUGGGACGCCCUUUCACCCUCUGUUCGGACCACGCGCCCCUCCAGUGGCUCCACCGCAUGAAGGAUGCCAACGCGCGGAUCACCCGUUGGUAUCUGGCACUCCAACCCUUUAACUUCAAGGUGGUCCACAGGCCGGGGGCGCAGAUGGUCAUGGCGGACUUCCUCUCCCGUCGGGGGGGGGGGUUUGGGAGUCGGCUGUGGUCUGGACGGCUGCCCGGCCUGAGUUGGGCGAUGGGGGUAUGUGGCAGUGGAGGUGUGGUCAAGCGUCGGUCUGUGACCGGAGGGUGGAGUCAGGGAAGGUAAGUGGCAGAAUCACUACACCUGAUGUGAAUUAACCUGUGUUUGUGUGUCUUCCCAGCAGCCGCACCCUAUUUAAGGAAGAGAGCGAGAGCAGAGCGGGCUCUCUCCUGACCAGAACACAUGUCUGUGUGGCGUGUGUGUUUAAUAAAGGAGUCAUUGAGAACUCAGUACUGUCCUGCCGUGCGUCUGUGCUCCACCCACCUAGAAUGCUUGCUACAGAGACUUUUAAUUUGAUUUCUUUCAGCGCGACCGCAAUGCAUAUUGCUUUGGUUAGUGAUCCUCCUCCUCCUUGAGUGUAUCUAACCCAAUUCAACAGCCAGCCUAACUCCAUUCAAGAAAAUGCAAAGUCAGGAAGUAGCCUCCAAACUCCAGUUUUAAUGAACAAUGAGUAAAACUGAAAAUCAUACAAAACGUGUAUAAGUAUUCAGUGUUAAGUUUUAAGAAAAUACAAUAAAACAGCAUAAAUGUCCUUUUAAAUCUUCUCUUUGUCUUGGCAAUGUAGUUGAGUUCACACAGCAGCAUGGUGAAUGGUUUUACAAAUUAUUAGGGAGUAAGGAGAAAAUAUGGAGAUAUAUCAUCAAAAUCAUAAUCUACUAAAGGUAUUUAAUUUGUAUACUUACAGACGAUGUGUUCUAAGGGCUUAAACAUAAAAGAUGACGACAGAUGAUGAAUCAGAGCAAAACGUGUGCUUUUCAUAUCAGCAGGAAAGAUUUUAUCAAGAUGGCUGAUCUAGUUACCAUGGUUACCAUAAGCAAAACCAGAUAGAAGCUGUAUAACAAAAAGGGACACUAGGUGGCACUAAAUUACCUAACCUGCCCUAAACUAUAGCUGAAACUGCCAGGGGCAGAACACUCCCCGCCUGGUGUCUGUAAGAUGCCACAUCAACAUGAAUCUAAAGAAAAAGGAUAUGUUUAUUCUUCUUUCCCCAUCAGUAAGACGAUUUCUGACACAGAUCGGAGAAACCUUUUGAUUGUUCCUUCUUUUGUUACUUUUAACUCUACUUUACAGACUUUGCCAUCCUGACCAAGAAAAACAGCUGUGAUGAUUGCCAUGGGCCAAGUGUUUCACGCGGCUUGGGCAUCUCGUAGCAGGGCCAGAUCAUCCACUUGAAUGUUACGUUGUUCAUCUUGCCACUUUCGAUGAGGUUGCAGUGUUUGGAGGUACUCUCCUCUCCAUCUGUUCCAGAAUCUGUUGGCCAUAUUCUGUACUUGCAUCUUUUGUCGUUUGUAGAGGUCUUUCUCGGCAAAGUCCCCAGGUGGUGCCAGUAAGGCACUCUUUUGAGUGAGUAACAUAGAAGGGGUCAGGAGGAAUGGUAAAUCUGGAUCAGCCAUCAAGGUGCAUAGGACUUCAUGUGAUAGAGCUGUCUUUGUCUGCAUCAGCAUGGAAUCCAAGAUUUUACGCGCCACUCCUAUCAUGCGCUCCCAAAUCCCUCCCAUGUGGGAGGCAUGGGGGGGAUUGAAGUGCCAUGUACAGCCUUCUUGGCUGAUGUAGCUUAGUUUCCUUCAUCAAUUUGUUGAUCCUAGCUCCUUGUUAGCACCGAUGAAAUUAGUGCCACAGUCAGAGUGAAGUGUCUUUGCUGGCCCCCGAAUGGCAAAAAAACUCCUAAUAGCAUUCAUGCAGCUUGAGCUGUCCAUAGAUUCAAUCACUUUGAUAUGAACAGCGUGGGUGCCCAUGCAGGUGAACAACAUUGCCCAGCAUUUGCUCUGGGCCUGUCCCUCUCUGGUUCGACAGGCAGUCACAUUCCAAGGGCCGAAAAUGUCCAGUCCAACAUGACUGAAUGGUGGUGCAACACAGAGACGUUCUUUAGGCAGACCUGCCAUCUUCUGCUUUUCUGCACUGCCACAAAGCUUUCUGCAGGUGAUACACUUAUGCAGUACCUUGCUUAUGCAUAUCUUCCCACCUACUAGCCAUAGUCCUGCUGCACGUAUGGCUCCUUCGGUAAAGAGACGCCCUUGGUGACUGACUCUCUCAUGAUGAUGGUGAAUCAGAAGCAAGGAGAUGUGAUGGCCACCAGGUAAGAUAAGUGGACGUUUCUCAUCAUCACUCACCUCCACAUUAGCUAGUCUGCCACCAACUCUA
Messenger RNA from Neoarius graeffei (lesser salmon catfish), 5322 nucleotides. RefSeq lists its product as uncharacterized. Bases 2296 to 3246 code for a protein of 316 amino acids. Lineage: Eukaryota; Metazoa; Chordata; Actinopteri; Siluriformes; Ariidae. The record is from RefSeq and is a predicted model, not a curated record. The transcript has 2 exons.